Messenger RNA from Clunio marinus, 1038 nucleotides. The record is from the annotation of a GenBank genome assembly. NCBI's taxonomy places the organism in Eukaryota, Metazoa, Arthropoda, Insecta, Diptera, Chironomidae.
GUCGCAGAAAGAUUUUCACUUUUCUUGAUAACAAAAAUUCAGGCGGAAAAUCUUAAAAAUAUAUUUUAAUUGUAUCUACUUGAAAAGUUUGUAAGCUUUUAUAUUAAAAGAGUGUGAUUUUGAACGUUUGAAAAUGGAUAAACAUGAAGAUGAAUCGAAGAAACGCCCUUACAAAAUCAAGGAUAUAACGAGGCAAAUAAAGAAAGCGGUUGUCGCCGGUAAUCUUAGAGAACUGCAAAAGAAAUCGAUGGAGAAAUUUGGCAAAGCGUCAUUGCCCAGGAUACAUUUGGAUUCGGAUGGAACAGAAAUUGAUGAUGAAGAUUAUUUUCAGACUCUCGAACCAAACACCGAAUUGAUUGCAGUAUUCAUUGGUGAACAAUGGGUUGAUCCAACGCAAUAUUUGACAAUCACAACACACAAUUCUGAUGAUGAGGGAAUUGAAAGUGGCGACGUGGAAAAAGUUCAUCUCAAGAAGUUGAUAAGUCUCUUGAAGACAAAUCUUUGCAACGUGUCAAUUCUUAGCGAGCCUGACCUCGAGCUUUUAUCAAAUCUUGAUCCAAAUUCUGUUGCUGACGUCAUCACAAAAGAUUACGUUGAACAGUUGAAAGAAGCUUCUGGCAGAGUAUUGGAUGAGAAACGAGAAGCGUUCGAUACACUUGAAUUAUUGAAAUUGAUUGGAAAGCAUCAGGGAAUCGGUAAACAGAACAGUACCGAACAUCGACCGUUCUCUCCGUCGUCAUCAACGACGUCACUCUCCACUAUGAGCAGUUUCUCAAGCAAUAAUCAACAGUAAUUUCAAAAGAUUUUAUCUCAGAUGUUUCAAAAUUAUUAUCUAUUACAUAAAAGUAUUGUUAAUUAAAGAAUAUUUGAAAUAUUAAAUAAAGUUAUGAUAGAAGUGGGUCAUCUUUUAUAUUUUCACAACAGACAGUUGAGAGUUUGCAAUUGAAGAUGACAAGUCAAGUGCUAACAGAAUUGACUGACGUUGAUGUGGAAAUAUAUAGAAAGACGUCUUCUUUUAUUUGAGUUAUAACAUAAAAA